GCUCUUGGUACAAGUCACUCCUCGAUAAAUCGACAUGGCACUACAAGUCCUGCGAGCCUCUUCACUAUCCACCCUCAGACAGACGCGUCUUGCAUUCUCGACAUCUACAUGGCGCGCAGAACAGGCCUUGCAGCCUGCAAUUUCCUCUACCACGCCGCAGUCUGAGGCUUCUUCAAGUAGCCAGGACGGCCCACCGGAAGCACCUCCAGGAUUAUAUUCGCCCUUCAGGCCUACAUCUAUUGCGGCCAAAUUAUCCGACCCUCAAUUCCAACUCCAUGUCAAAUGCACGCAUAACAACACAAUCAUCACACUUACAUCCCCAGAAAAUCGUCCGGUUCAAAGAGGCAUCUGGUCGGGUGGGCUAUGCGGGUUUAAGGGUGUCAAUCGUUCGGGGUACGAGGCGGCGUACCAAUGUGCGGUGAGGGCCUUUAAGAGGACAGAGGAGCUCAUGCUCGAGAAUCCGGUUAUGAAGUUAGAGUUGUGCAUGAAGGGAUUCGGGCAAGGGAGAGACGCGGUCUCAAAAGCACUUAUGACCAGUGAGGGGGAGAAAGUGCGGAAGGUGGUGAAUCGCAUCACGGACAAGUCGCCUAUCAAGAUAGGUGGAACGAGAGCAAAGAAGGCGAGGCGUUUAUAG
Messenger RNA from Heterobasidion irregulare TC 32-1, 634 nucleotides. RefSeq lists its product as uncharacterized. The transcript has a single exon. Gene Ontology annotation, molecular function: mRNA 5'-UTR binding; small ribosomal subunit rRNA binding; structural constituent of ribosome. Gene Ontology annotation, cellular component: ribosome; mitochondrial small ribosomal subunit. Gene Ontology annotation, biological process: ribosomal small subunit assembly; maturation of SSU-rRNA from tricistronic rRNA transcript (SSU-rRNA, 5.8S rRNA, LSU-rRNA); translation. The coding region runs from base 35 to 634 and encodes 199 amino acids. The record is from RefSeq and is a predicted model, not a curated record. NCBI's taxonomy places the organism in Eukaryota, Fungi, Basidiomycota, Agaricomycetes, Russulales, Bondarzewiaceae.